Manduca sexta (tobacco hornworm) is the source of this 1158-nucleotide messenger RNA. RefSeq names its product CD63 antigen. Gene Ontology annotation, cellular component: membrane. The record is from RefSeq and is a predicted model, not a curated record. Lineage: Eukaryota; Metazoa; Arthropoda; Insecta; Lepidoptera; Sphingidae.
CGUGUGCGGCGCGGCACUGCGCAGAGCUAGUUGUGGUGAUUCCUUCGUUCAGAACGCGUGUACACUAUUCAAACAAAAUGGGGUGCGGUGAAUUCCUAGUUAAAUAUAUUCUCUUCAUCGCCAACUUGGUCUUUGCUUUGGCAGGCCUGGGGCUCCUUGGUAUUGGUAUUGCAGUUCAGCUGCAGAUCUCUGCUAUCACGAACUUAAUAACAGACAGCAGCUUCCAAGUGGCGCCGAUCAGUUCUAUGGUGGUUGGAGGGAUUGUCUUCGUCGUCGCCUUCUUCGGAUGCUGUGGAGCUAUCAGGGAGAGCAACUGCAUGCUCGUCACUUAUUCAAUCUUUAUGCUGGUGUUGAUGGUCCUCAAACUCACGCUGGCCGUGCUUAUCUUCGUGAAGUUGGACGACGUGGUGCAAGAAAUCCCGCGGUGGUUGAACGAGGUUUUCAACAGGGAUCCCAUCGGAUUCCAUGAAAUCGAGAGGACGUUCCAAUGCUGUGGUCCCGCGGGUCCCGUCUCCUAUCUCAACCUGAAGCUGCCGGACACCUGCUGUGCGUCUCCCUGCAACAUUGUCAGCAGCGACAACUUCUCCGGCUGCAACGGCAUCUUGCAAGACUUCUUCAACACAUUCGGUCUGGUCAUCGGAGUGGUGGCGAUCGUGGUUGUCGCCAUUGAGCUUGUGGCAGUGGUUUUCGGUCUGUGCCUCGCGAACCACGUGCGCAACAAGAGCAGGAGAGCUCGCUAUUAGUUGUAACUAACUUUAAGUUAAUUUAACACCUUAACAAUGGACAUAUCAAUGAUCAAAUCUGUCUCUCAGGGCCAUAUUAAUAGAUGCUACUACUCAAUAUCGCUCUGAAGUGCGAUAUCAUUCGUGACAAGUAAGAGUUGAUUGAGGCUUUUUCAUAAACAGACAUUAACAACAUCUCAAGUGAUAUCUUGAGUCAUAGUAUAUGAUAAAUUUUGACACUAGACCGCGCCGACUCAGCUGGCGUUUGGAUGACGGCUCAAGUUUUGUUUAUAAUUGAAUACGUUGAAUGUCUACUUAAGAUCUAACUCAAAAGUGAGAUCGGUUUAUUAAUACGGCUCUACGAAAGUGAUAGCGUUUGACAGAUUUACAAUAUCUAUGUUAAGGUUACUAUUAAAAUAUAUUUACCUAAUUAAUA